UGUUUCACAAACGCUGCCGCCGGUGGUAGACGUGGUGGUAGUGGUGGAAGCGGUGGAAACGGUGGAAGCGGAAGCGGAGGAUACGACGACGAUCUUGGCACUGGUGGAUGUCCACCUGGACCGCCAGGACCAGAGGGUGGACCUGGUUUGGACGGCGUACCUGGUCACGACGGCAUAGAUGGCUAUCCGGGCGAAGACGCUGACGACUGGCAGAACGCCGCGUUCAUUGGGUGCAUCUACUGUCCUCCGGGCAAAGCGGGCGCGGCGGGGGAACGCGGCAAACCGGGCAUCCGCGGUAUGCGCGGCCCGAGAGGUACGCCGGGGAUGCCCGGCAACGAUGGAUACCCGGGAAGCCCGGGCGAA
Messenger RNA from Strongylus vulgaris, 363 nucleotides. Lineage: Eukaryota; Metazoa; Nematoda; Chromadorea; Rhabditida; Strongylidae. The record is from the annotation of a GenBank genome assembly.